This is a messenger RNA of Vigna unguiculata (cowpea), 718 nucleotides long. RefSeq lists its product as uncharacterized. The record is from RefSeq and is a predicted model, not a curated record. NCBI's taxonomy places the organism in Eukaryota, Viridiplantae, Streptophyta, Magnoliopsida, Fabales, Fabaceae.
GAAAGAGAACUGAGCCGACCGGCAUAUAAGCGGUGAACAUAAGAAUCUUCAUUUCCCCACACAUAAGUGAACCCGAAGCGUAGCCGCCGCACUGCAUCAUCCGGUGCCGGAAAAAUCUUCCAUAGGAAAAUCAAUGUCUCACAGUGCGGCAAGGUGUGCCAGGAGGUUUGUGAACCUCACGCGUGCUCUCUCCACGGAGGCGCGUGCGCAGAAGGUGGAGCGCAUUGCCAACGAGCUUCUCGAUCUCAACAGGUUUGAAAGGCAUGACUUCACCGUCCUCUGGCGGCUCAAGAUGGGUCUCCACCGCUAUGGCGCUCCGAUGGCCGCCGUUGUCACGCCAUCAAUGCCGGCUGCAAGGUCCCCUGGGGUGGAGGCCGGUGCUGCGGUGGCAGAGAAGACGGUGUUUGAUUUGAAGUUGGAGAAGUAUGAUGCUGCUGCCAAGAUCAAAAUCAUCAAGGAAGUGAGGUCCUUUACUGACUUGGGGUUGAAGGAAGCCAAGGACUUGGUGGAAAAGGUUCCUUGUGUUUUGAAGAAGGGGCUCACCAAGGAGGAGGCUAAUACCAUUAUGGAGAAACUCAAGGAGUUGGGUGCUGCUGUUGUGUUGGAGUAAUUCUGAAAUUCAGUUUUAGUGCUCUAGAUUUUUUAUGUUAGAUGUAGAAUCACUGAAGCCUGUUUAUGGUUAAUUAAUGAUAAAUUAUAAGUUAUAUGUUUUACCCUA